Colletotrichum lupini is the source of this 159-nucleotide messenger RNA. RefSeq lists its product as uncharacterized. Bases 1 to 159 code for a protein of 52 amino acids. The transcript has a single exon. NCBI's taxonomy places the organism in Eukaryota, Fungi, Ascomycota, Sordariomycetes, Glomerellales, Glomerellaceae. The record is from RefSeq and is a predicted model, not a curated record.
AUGGCGAACAUUGGUGCUGGUGUUUCGAAUGAUAUGCAACAUCUCGCAUCCGGCAUCAUGCUUACCUUACCUACCUUAGAUAGUGCCAAUCAGCUGUGCUUUAAACCAAAGAUCAAUUAUUCGAUAUUCCCGCUGCUCGAAAUAAGGCAAGUGAAAUAA